This is a messenger RNA of Crotalus tigris (Tiger rattlesnake), 8909 nucleotides long. It is a transcript of the gene PITPNM1, whose product is annotated as phosphatidylinositol transfer protein membrane associated 1. Gene Ontology annotation, molecular function: phosphatidylinositol binding; phosphatidylcholine intramembrane carrier activity; phosphatidylinositol transfer activity. Gene Ontology annotation, biological process: phospholipid transport. The transcript has 24 exons. NCBI's taxonomy places the organism in Eukaryota, Metazoa, Chordata, Lepidosauria, Squamata, Viperidae. Bases 4646 to 8353 code for a protein of 1235 amino acids. The record is from RefSeq and is a predicted model, not a curated record. Gene Ontology annotation, cellular component: cytoplasm.
AUCUAGGAGAAUCUCCAAGUUAUGGACCAUCUUUUUUGGGGAAUGCUCCCUGAUUCAGAGACACCACUGAAUCAGCAACAAUGCCAUAAGGUUGCUGGACAAAGAGUAAACUUAAUCUUGUUUUUUACUAUUUUUCUCCAACUUCUUCCAGACAAAAGGGCACCACACCAUUGUUGCAGUUCUGGAUGGUGAUAUGUAUCACCUGCAUAUCCAUGACACCUCACUGCAAAUCAAAGGAUGACAUCACACAAUAGCCUCAUGUGCAUGGUAUACGGGGGAAAUAAAAAGAAAAAUGCUAUGGCAUCUACGUUGGAGAGGCCAACAGAUAAACCUUCCUUCCUCUCUCCUCACUUUGGAACCACCACUUACCACAAUAGCCUCUGAUUUCCAGCCCUCUGGCUGCCAACCCUUGUAGGUGUUGGGGAGUAUCAUCACAGAUAAGCAAGGACACAUCUCCCCUCCAAUACCAAUGUAAUGUAACCAAUGCCAUUUCAAUCCAAUAUAUAAGCAUAAAAUGUUCCCUCUACCCUAGCCUCUCCAUAAACUUCAUCUAAGAGAUUCCAACCUGGAUAAGAGUAACAGUAAUAUGGCCAGAUCCAGGUAACGUCUUUUCAGGAUAGAUAGAUACUACUAUCUUGUUCAAGGUAGGCUUUCACUCCCCUUUUAAUGAGGUACUGAUACACACACACACACCUCUCACAUCCAGUUGAUCACUCACCCAUUUAUUUCCUAAAGAGCCGGCGGACAGGCAUGACUCCAGUUUCCCAUGUAAUAGGACUCAUAUUUACAAGGAGCCUGUCCUCAAGAUUCAUGAGAUGGUAUCACUCAGGUUAUACUGCAAUACUCUAUCUAUGUUACCACUAUAAAUUUGACACAUUCAAAGUUAAGAUCUGAAUAAAUUUAACCGAUUUUACAAGCAAAAUGUUGUCUGAAAAUCUUGCAGAACCUUGUUUGCAGAUUUUGCUUUAGUGAGAUACUGACGUAAGAUCUAUCAUCCUAUGAUCCUGCUGGCUAGUGACGACAGAAAAAGAGGGAGGAAGGAAGGCCGGUACACUUCUUCACUGUAGGCAUAUUGUACAGGUACAAAAUCAGAAUAGGGUUUUAUUUAAAUUUCAUCCAUUAUAAUAAUACAUUUUUGUUCUUAGUGUGUUGACAAACAUUUCAAGAGUAGUUGUAAAUGUCUUUUCAAAGGAUAUUCAGAAAAGAUAAGGAAGAAAAUGUAUUUUUUAAUUUUGAUGUAUUUACUUACUUUAAUCAAUUUGUAUGGCUGCCCAUUUUAUAAUAGUGAUUCUGGGAGUUGGCAUAAUGUUAAGUGCACACACACACACACACAAAACAGUAAUAUGUAUACAGUAUAAUGGCAACCGAGGACAGCACAAAUCGUUAGCGGGUGACUCAUUAAUCUCACAGAGCCAAUUAAACUCCCAAUCCCCAUGCCCAGGAAAACAGCCAUGGUUUUUAAGCUUUCUGAAAUUCCAGCAGAGUUGGAACCGACUGAAUUUUGAGCAGGAUUGUGAUGUUCUUGAGGACAGGUGCUCUGACAGAAAAGGCCCACUCCCUAGGUCCUGCUAGAUGAAAUUUCUUGAUAGACAGGACCUGACACAUGCCUUCUGUCAGAUUUAAUGGGAUGGGUAGAAUCAAUUAGAGAGAAGUGGUCCCUCAAAUAACCUGGCCCCAUGCCACAUACAGCUUUAGAGAUGACAACCAGCAUUUUGAAUUGUUCUUGGAAGCAUACAGAGAAUCAGUGCAAUUUGCAGAGCAGAGAUAGGCACAGAGAUGAGCAUACAUUGCUGCAUUCUGGAUGGUCUAUGUAAAGCAUGCUGCAGAAAUCCACUUGAGAGCUGACCAAGUAUGAAUAAUUGUGAGCAGUGCCUUCUGAUCCAGAAAAGGACACAACUGGCACACCUGUUGUGUAAAAGCUCUUCAACUAGAAUGGCACUUGUUCCUCAAACAAGAGCUGAGAGUCAAGGAUAUCCUCCAACUGUUCAUUUUGUUUUAUUUAAACAAAUAUGUCCACCUGCCUCACACAAUGAUCUUAGGCAGCUCAUAGCAACCAAUAAAAACAGCAACAUGCUAUACUGUACUCUGGUUUCUCCUCAAAUCAUAUACAUCUUUUGCCUUAAAAACCAUCCAACCCUUCCCACCAAGUUGCCAGAACGACCCAUUUUGUUGACUCCCUAACUUUCCCAUGCUAGUUGAAUGCUUGGGGGAAGAGCCAGGUCUUCUUGGCUUUCUGGAAGACUAAAAGGGUAGAGGCCCUCUCAAUCUCAGGUUGGAGGCUAUUUCAAAAGCCCAUGAUGAUGAGAGAAUAUCUGUCUAAAGUUCCACUAGAUGACAAAAUUUUAGAGAAGGUGUGCGCAUCCUUUCUAACCUAGUGAGAUGAGCAGAUACCCCCAAAGAGAGGCAAUCCAGCAGAUAACUGGUCAUGUGCCAUGAAUGGCUUUAAAGGUGAUAAUCAAGACCUUGAAUUGGACUUGAAAAGCAAUUGGCAGCCAGUAUAGUUUGCACAGCAAUGAUGCAACAUAGGCAAAUUGCAGAGUGUCCAGAAUGUGCCACUACAUUCUAGAGAAGUUGAAGUUUCUAGAUAGUUGUAUUGUAAUCAUGCUUGCAGGAUUCUGUCACAAUAGCCUAUAAUCAAUAUAGUUUUACUAUGGAGUUUUCCUGUUUUCAAAGGUCUGACAUCAAUCUUGCAAGCUUAAAUGCAUUUUCCCUUACAUCCCAGAGAGUCAGAGAUGAAUCAAUCUGUGUCUUUUCCAAAUAUAUUCCGUUUCCUGGGCUCAAUUAAUAUUUUUGAACAUGUUGUAGCAGUCUCCAUGUGGUUUCUCCAAAGUCACCUCUCUAGCUGCAUAUAAUAUCUGAAUAGCACUAAUCUGAGAUUUUAUUUUGCUAACAUAACAGAAAGCCACAUCAUGUCAGGUAGUCAUACUUAGCCAGCUAUGGCUGCUAUCAGAAAACCGCAGGGCCAAACCUGUUCAUACUUGGAUAGGAGACUACUGAGAAAUCAUAGGCUAGAUGAGGAACUGGAAAACACCCCACAAAAAAGCAAUUCAAACCAUUUCCCUACUGUUACCAUGAAAAUAAUAUGGAAUUGACCAGAUGCCAAGCUCAACCUUAGGAAGACUUUAUCCUGAUAAAAGCCCCAGUUCUACCAAAAGGCUAACAUAAUUAAAGAAAUCUUAUACUUCUUGGUUUUAUUUCAUCCCAAUGUGUUGCAGUUGGUUGCAGUCUGGAGAUGCUGGAUGUGUGAAAGUGAUCCAUUAUUUGGGAAAUUAAGCAGACAGUAAUGGUUCCCUCUAAAAAGGUGCAGGGGUCCCUUGAAUGUGUUCUAAUACAAAUAUAUUUCUAAAUGAGUUGCUAUUUAUUUAUACAAGUUUAUUUAAUUAUUUGAUAUUUGUAUCCCGUCUUUAUUAUUUUAUAAGUAAUACAAGGCGACAAAUAUACAUAACACGGCUUCCUUUUCUUUUCCUCACAAACUGUGAGGUGGGUUGGGCUGAGAGAGAGCGCGCGACUGGCUCCAAAUCUCCCAGUCGGCUUUCAUGCUUAAGGUGGGACUAGAAAUCAAGCCUCCUGGUUUCUCAGCUCAACCACGCCAAACACAAAUAACGCCGCUUAUUUCAACGAUUUCGAAAAAGCUCGCCAUUCCUUGAGUCAUUGAUGUCACUGGGAUCUGACGUCACUGGCGUUUCCGUGGUAACGAACAAUGAAGUCACAGAAGGAUGGGCGGGGGAAGAGCGAGCUCGCGCGCUCGGAGGUGCCGAGACUUCGCAAGUUCUGGGUCGCAGUUUCUAUGGAAACCUACGCCUGUGCUAAAAAGGGACUAGCCGGCGGGAGGCCUUGCACUCUGUGAAUGGGGGGCGCGGGGGGGGAGAGCCCCGAGCGUUGGGGACUUGGAGGCUGCACUUGCUUCGCUGGCGAGCUCCUCAGCUGCCCGAUGCCGGCACAGCCGUCUUCCCUCUGAACUGCAGCCCUCUUAAGUUGCUCUGGCGCAGCGGCUCCGCUUUUCUUCCUCCGAUUCUCCGCUCUCUCAAGGGGGCGAAAACUGAAUGGGGACCCGACCGUUCGACCUCUAACGAUCGGGAGAGGGCCUCUCACUGAAUACCAGGAACCGGCCAUGUCAGUAUCCCGCAACCCCACGAGGUUCCCCCAGAGGACCUUCGGCCGGAGGUUUUGCCUGCCUUUCUCCCUCCGCUGCCCGUCUCUCCGCGCGUCAACUUCGACACUCCUUCACACAAGCAGCCCUGCCCGCUCCCCUCCCGCCACCUCCUCCUCCUCCUCCUCCUCCCCCCUUCCCCGCAAGGACUGCGGCUGAGCGCGCUUCUCCGCCGCGGUGACGCGAGAGGCAAAGGAUCGGUUCGGUCUGUCGAGCCAUCCCAGUCAGUCCGACCCCUUUCCCCGGCCGAGCCCGCCGCGCUGCUUCCCAGACCAUGCUCCUGCCAGCGCAGCAGCCGAGCCCUGCCAGCGGCCGGGCAGAGCCGGGCAGAGAAAGGGCGGGUUCGGGGAGGACUCAGUGAGGCCGGCGGUCUUUUUCCCUUCUCAACUCUCCCCCUCCCUCCCUCCCCGCCCCCCGACGUCUUCCCCCGACGUAGCAUACCGCUGCUUCCAUCGCCGGCAUCCCUACAUCGAGCUACAGGAUCUGACAGUCAAAAUGCUGAUCAAAGAAUACCAUAUACUGCUGCCCAUGAGCCUGACCGAAUACCAGGUGGCCCAACUUUACAUGAUCCAGAAGAAAAGCCGUGAGGAAUCCAGUGGUGAAGGCAGUGGGGUUGAAAUCCUGUCCAACCGACCGUAUGAUGAUGGUCCAGGAGGAAGUGGUCAAUAUACACAUAAGAUCUACCAUGUGGGCUCUCAUAUUCCUAGCUGGUUUCGUGCCCUCCUACCUAAGGCUGCUCUUCAGGUGGAGGAAGAAUCUUGGAAUGCCUACCCUUACACACGGACUAGAUACACAUGCCCCUUUGUGGAGAAAUUUUCAAUUGAGAUUGAGACUUACUACCGACCAGAUGCUGGAAAGCAAACCAAUAUCUUCAAUUUAAACGUUACAGAGCGCAGGCAAAGGAUUGUGGAUACUAUUGAUAUUGUACGGGAUCCCAUCUCACCCAGUGAGUACAAGAUAGAGGAAGAUCCACGACUGUACCAUUCGUUGAAAACGGGACGUGGACCUCUAGGAGAUAAUUGGCUGGAUAGUGGAAAUUCUGGGCCUUUUAUGUGUGCUUACAAGCUUUGUAAGGUGGAGUUUCGCUAUUGGGGCAUGCAGUCUAAGAUUGAACAAUUCAUCCAUGAUGUAGGUCUACGGAAAGUGAUGCUGCGAGCUCAUCGCCAGGCCUGGUGUUGGCAGGACGAAUGGAUAGACCUCACAAUGGAUGACAUUCGAAGGUUGGAGGAGGAAACAGCUCGUAUGCUGGCUCAGAAGAUGGCUACAUGCGUAGAACCUGAAUUAGGUCCUGAUGUGCCCAGCCCUGAAUGCCCAGCUGAGUUAAGUGGCCAUGAGACACAAGACAGAGUUGAUAGCCUGAGGGCUCCCGAUUCCUCUCCAGAUGAUCCAUUUGCAAAGCAAUGGUCAACUUCUUCUCGGUCCUCCUACUCUUCUCAACAUGCUGUUGCAGUGUCUCCCCACAGCUUAUCAGAAUGGCGGAUGCAAAAUAUUGCCCGGGACUCUGAGAACAGUUCUGAAGAGGAAUUCUUCGAUGCUCACGAGGAUUUGUCUGACAGUGACGAUGUGUUUGCAAAGGAAAUCACUAAGUGGAAUUCAAAUGAUUUCCUUGAUACUCUGGAGCGACCCAAUGAACGGGAUGAUGUUCUAGUUGAUGCGACUGGAGUAACCAAGUCAGAUAGUGACGGUGUCCCUGCGCCUGGCCCACCAGAGGUUGGCUUGGAAGGGCUCUCUGGGCCGUGCCGCAUUCACGCCCUUUUCCUGAUCCUCCACAGUGGCAACAUUCUAGACCAGGGUGUAGGAGAACCAGGCUCCAAACAGGCUGAUGUGCAUACGUUCACUGCUACCUUGGACUCCGUCACCCGACUGCACUUUCCUGAAGCCCUGGGGCACAUAGCGUUACGCCUAGUGCCCUGUCCACCAAUCUGCGCUGCUGCCUAUGCCCUGGUCUCCAAACUCAGUCCCUACAGCCACGAUGGCGACAGUCUGUCCAGUAGCCAAGAUCACAUCCCACUGGCCGCUUUGCCUCUGCUUGCAACCUCUUCGGGCAAUUAUCAGAGUGCCGUGGCAACCGUCAUUUCCCGCACCAACCAGGCCUAUGCCAAUUUCAUCCAUUCCCCUGACGGCACAGGCUUCUGUGGCCAGGUGCUGCUGAUUGGAGACUGUGUCGGGGGUAUCCUGGCCUUUGAUGCCCUUUGCCAUAGUCGUGCUGGUGGGUCAGGCAGUCACGGGAGCAGCCGUCGUGGCAGCAUGAAUGCUGAACUCCUGUCUCCAGAGACUUCGGUGGUGCGAGAUCCACUGCUCAAGAAGCCAGAAACAUUGGGAGGGAUUGGCCGUGCCAGUCCUGAGCCAGGAGUACUUCCUCCUACUCCGAAAUAUUGCGACAGUGUAGCUCCAGAGAGUGACACUUUACAACAGCAGCAUCAAAUCUUGUCCAGCCUGCAAUCUAGCCUGCCUGCCUCAGAAACAGAAGGAGACCCUCGACGUAGCAGUAACUCUUCAUCUUCGUUGGUGGAGACUUUUGAAAGCCCUAGCAUGGUUGGGAAGCUGGAGUUUAAAGUGUCUGGUUUUUUCUUAUUUGGCUCCCCUCUGGGAUUAGUACUUGCACUUCGUAAAACAGUAAUGCCCGCCUUGGAUGUGGCUCAAAUGCAGCCGUCCUGCGAACAGAUCUAUAACCUGUUUCAUGCUGCUGACCCCUGUGCUUCCCGCCUGGAACCUCUGCUAGCUCAACAGUUUCAUGCUGUGCCUCCUUUUGGGGUCCCCCGCUAUCAGAAAUACCCCCUGGGAGAUGGCUCCUCCACUUUAUUAGCCGAUGCCUUGCAGAGUCAUUCUUCCCUCUUUGUAAGUGAGCUGGACCUUGUGACUCCACCCACUCCAACAGGUGCAUUUGGAGGCUUCUGGAAAGGAAAUGAGGGAACGGCGAGUGACAGCACUGCAAGCAGCACCAAUGAAGUUGUCAAAAUUCUGGAUCGUUGGUGGGGCUCUAAACGCAUCGACUACUCUCUCUACUGCCCUGAGGCACUCACGGCCUUUCCCACCAUCACCCUGCCUCACCUUUUCCAUGCCAGCUAUUGGGAAAGUGCUGAUGUGGCUGCCUUCAUCUUACGCCAGGUGAUUGAGACAGAGCAGCACCAAGUGACUGAAAGCGAGGAGAGUUCGAUCUACAGUCCAGCAUUUCCCCGUGAAAAGUGGCAGCGCAAACGGACGCAAGUGAAGAUCCGGAAUGUUACAGCGAACCAUCGUGCCAGUGAUGUGGUUGUGUGUGAGGGACGACCCCAAGUCCUUAGCGGGCGCUUCAUGUACGGUCCACUUGAUGUGGUAACUCUCACUGGAGAGAAGGUGGACAUCUACAUAAUGCCACAGCCAUUGUCAGGGAAAUGGGUACAUUAUGGCACAGAAGUGACAAGUGGUAGCGGGAGGCUUUCUUACACCCUUCCUGAAGAGAAGAUGCUGGGCAUUGGCAUGUACCCUAUCCGUAUGGUGGUGAGAGGUGAUCACACCUAUGCUGAAUGCUUUCUGACAGUGGUAGCUAAGGGCACACCUUGUGUCGUCUUUAGUAUUGAUGGCUCCUUCACAGCUAGUGUCUCCAUUAUGGGCAGUGACCCCAAGGUGCGUGCAGGUGCUGUUGAUGUAGUAAGACAUUGGCAAGAUUCUGGUUUCAUGAUCAUCUACGUGACAGGGCGUCCAGACAUGCAGAAGCACAGAGUGGUGGCUUGGCUUACCCAGCAUAAUUUCCCACAUGGCAUUGUCUCUUUCUGUGAUGGCCUCACACAUGACCCUCUUCGCCAGAAAGCUGCCUUUCUACAGGGCCUUCAGCAAGAGGCAGAGGUUACUAUUGUAGCUGCCUAUGGUUCCACCAAGGACAUCUCAGUCUAUAGCUCUUUAGGGCUUCCUUCAUCCCAAAUUUACAUUGUGGGCCGGGCUGUGAAGAAAUUGCAAAGCCAGUGCCAGUUCCUUUCAGAUGGCUACGUUGCCCAUCUAGCCCAGCUGGAAGCAGCAUCCCUUGCCCACUCGCCGAAGGGAACAACAAGGCCCACUUUGGGCAAAGGCAGUUAUGGCUGCCCUGCUCCUGUUGACUUUCUGCGCAAGCAGAGCCAGCUGUUGCGUUCCCGGGGACAGAGCCAGGUGGAACGAGAGGGAACAGGAAGCACCCAGCCCCGAGCCAAAAUCCGGAGUAUCAGUCUGAAGCUGGAGAGUGAGGAGUAAACCCAAGAAAGAAAGUCUCUGCAUUUUCUUACUUGCAGCAGCUGAUGCUUGGAUUGGGCCUGUAGAGGCCACAGAUGGGAGAGAAAGAAGCUAAGAACAACAUGCAGAUAGAGAGAGAGAGAGAGGGAGGGAGGGAGAGAGAGAGAAAGAGAGAGAGAAAGGGCUCUGCCUUGCCGAGGCCAGAAGCUGGCAGACAGCGCUGCUAGGAUGAGGAAGAGAGAGCUUCUGUCCAAUCCCAGAGAGUGUUCUGUUCCCAUUGACCCAGUUCUUGGCUUCUGUUUGUGGUCCUCCUUGACCUACAGUGCAGCCAGUGUUCCUGAACUCAUGCCCCCCUAGGGAUGGGUGGAGGGGAAGGGCACAAUGGGAAUCCAUUCAUAUUCUCCCCUUAUUUAAACUGUGCCAUGUUGUUUGUGAAUUCCUUUUUCCAGAAUGUGAGGCCCGUUAAGAUUGGGUUAUAUCCCUUCUCCCAGCCUGUCCAUAGGUGAGGCAGUGGCCCUCAUGAUUUCUCAAGUCUUCCCACAAUCCUCUCCAGUUUAAGGUAGGCUGGAUGGUUCAG